This is a messenger RNA of Drosophila subpulchrella, 2035 nucleotides long. It is a transcript of the gene black, whose product is annotated as cysteine sulfinic acid decarboxylase. The coding region runs from base 175 to 1857 and encodes 560 amino acids. Lineage: Eukaryota; Metazoa; Arthropoda; Insecta; Diptera; Drosophilidae. Gene Ontology annotation, molecular function: carboxy-lyase activity; pyridoxal phosphate binding. Gene Ontology annotation, biological process: carboxylic acid metabolic process. Gene Ontology annotation, cellular component: cytoplasm. The record is from RefSeq and is a predicted model, not a curated record. The transcript is spliced from 3 exons.
CAUUCAGUUCGCCAGCAGAUCAUUCAGAAUCAUUGUCAAGUGCAAUCCGCAGCCGUAGCAGCAGCAACAGGACCAGGAACAGCAGCAACAUCCACCUAUUGCAUCUGCAGUCAUCACAGAUCACAGCGCUAGCCAAGUCUUUUACAGUAUAAACAUCAGACGAGAGCCAACAAAAUGCUGGCCAGCGAGAACUUCCCCACACAUCACUUCAAGGAAUCUAUAUUUAAGCCUUACAGUACGAGUGGCGAUGAUUUGGCAGCGGUUAACUCAUUGGCGACCACGUCGUCACCGGCUGAUUCCGCCUCCGCAGUCGCAUUCGAGACGGCCAGCAAAAUGUUGGCCACCAAUGGUAACGGCAUCACGGAUGCGAAGGAUGAUCUAUCCAGCUUUGUGGCCAGCCACCCGGCGGCGGAGUUCGAGGGCUUCAUCCGGGCCUGCGUCGACGAGAUCAUCAAGCUGGCCGUCUUCCAGGGCACCAAUCGCUCCUCCAAGGUCGUCGAGUGGCACGAGCCAGCGGAGCUGCGCCAGCUCUUCGACUUCCAGCUGCGGGAGAAGGGUGAAUCGCAGGACAAGCUGCGCGAGCUCCUGAGGGAGACGAUCCGUUUCUCGGUCAAGACGGGUCAUCCUUACUUCAUCAACCAGCUGUACUCGGGUGUGGACCCGUAUGCCCUGGUGGGUCAGUGGCUAACCGAUGCCCUCAAUCCCAGCGUGUACACGUACGAGGUGGCUCCACUGUUCACCCUUAUGGAGGAGCAAGUGCUGGCCGAGAUGCGUCGCAUCGUGGGCUUCCCCAACGGCGGCCAGGGAGAUGGCAUCUUCUGUCCUGGCGGCUCGAUAGCCAACGGUUAUGCAAUCAGCUGCGCCCGCUACAGACACUCGCCCGAGUCCAAGAAAAACGGACUCUUUAACGCGAAACCCCUGAUCAUUUUCACCUCGGAGGAUGCCCACUACUCAGUGGAGAAGCUGGCCAUGUUUAUGGGAUUCGGCAGUGAGCAUGUGCGCAAGAUAGCCACCAACGAGGUGGGCAAGAUGCGGGUGAGCGACCUGGAGGAUCAGGUGAAGAAGUGCCUGGAGAACGACUGGCAGCCAUUGAUGGUCUCGGCCACAGCCGGAACCACCGUUCUGGGCGCCUUCGAUGAUCUGACUGGGAUCUCGGAGAUCUGCAAGAAGUACAACAUGUGGAUGCACGUGGAUGCGGCUUGGGGCGGCGGUGCCCUCAUGUCCAAGAAGUAUCGCCAUCUGCUCAGUGGCAUUGAACGGGCCGAUUCGGUGACAUGGAAUCCGCACAAGCUGCUGGCCGCCUCGCAGCAGUGCUCCACCUUCCUGACGCGUCACCAACAGGUGCUGGCCCAGUGCCACUCGACCAAUGCGACCUAUCUGUUCCAGAAGGACAAGUUCUACGACACCUCCUUUGACACCGGCGAUAAGCACAUCCAGUGCGGUCGGCGAGCGGAUGUCUUCAAGUUCUGGUUCAUGUGGAAAGCCAAGGGCACUCAAGGACUGGAGGCGCAUGUGGAGAAGGUCUUCCGCAUGGCCGAGUUCUUCACCGACAAGGUGAGGGAGCGCCCUGGGUUCGAGCUGGUCCUCGAGAGUCCCGAGUGCACCAACAUCAGCUUCUGGUAUGUACCGCCCGGUCUGCGGCAAAUGGAGCGCAACCGGGAAUUCUACGACCGGCUGCACAAGGUGGCGCCGAAAGUUAAGGAGGGCAUGAUCAAGAAGGGCUCCAUGAUGAUCACUUAUCAGCCGCUGCGACAAUUGCCCAACUUCUUCCGCCUGGUGCUGCAGAACUCCUGUCUGGAGGAGUCGGACAUGACCUACUUCCUGGACGAGAUCGAGUCGCUGGCCGAAAAUUUGUAAAUCGAAGCGAAAGCAUGUUAUGAGGUUAAGUGUUGACAACAUUCUCUUUAGGCUUAUGCCGACUAUAUCUUCUAGUGUAUGGUUAACUUCUCACGUUUGUAUAUUUUUUCGGAUGUUAAGUAUUAUCUAAAACAAAGAACAAAAAUACAUAUUUAUAGGUCAUUUGAUUUAGAUUAAA